AUGGCCGCAGGAACGGAUACCCCCAUCCUGCCCUCCAAGGCUGCGGCUAACUCCGCGUCUGGCACCAGCGCGUCCGUCCGUCUAGAGAAGGGUAAACCCAGUAUUAGACGUUCUACGCCCGAUUCCGAAGCUCUUACUUCCUCUGACGAUGAAUUCGAGCAUCUUCGCCAGGUAACAACGGCUCAUACUGCACCCAUGCCGAAACCAACUCGUCGCACAUCUUGGCUCAAUGAAGUUCCCCAAAACCUGCCCCGCAAGGCUUCCUUGACGACAGCUGGGACUGUGGUGUCCCCCGGCUCCAUCCCUUCCUCAUCAGGAGCCGAGCAGCAGGGUUGGGGUAACGCCACUAGCCCUAGCCUUGCGAGCUCCAUGUCCUGGGGUCAUGGAAGCAGCUUUCCUUGGGCUACCGGCAUUUGGACCUCUGAGACAAGAAAGGAGCCACCAUCGAGGUUGACCGAACUGAGCCAAUCGCCGACAAUGCCCAGUAUGGCAGUUACUACGAGUUCCGCCGCUGAUGAGAUCUUGAGUCCUACUGCACGGUCUAUGGCCGGCGAAUCUUCCAUUCCAUUUACGAUUCCCCUUCACCCCACUCCCAAGACCUACCGAUCACAGUCUUACUCGGUUGGUCAACUUGAUCCGGAGACCAUGAACUUGAUGUCGACCAAGACGACCAAUCACUUCAAUGGACUGCGUCAACGCCCUGGAAACCAGGCCGGAGGACUCCAGCACCGAACUUCUCGGCCUAGUAUGCUAGAAGAUCUUGGUCAUGACCCUGCACUCUUGGGCCGUGUGCGGGAAGACGACGCCGAUGACGAAGACAAUGCGAAUGAUUUGAACGACGGCCAAUCGUACACUUCCAGCCAAGCACGGACGAUCGAACAACUAACACGGGAGAAUGCUCUUCUUCGUCAAGCUGCACGUUUCGAUGGAGCUCGCGUGAGAGACCGUGCCGUUUCGUCUGCUUCCGUCAACAGCAACUACUCUCUCCAGAACGGCCUGCACAGUUUGCAUCGUAUCCAAGGCAGCGUACCAGAAGAGUCCGAUCUAGCUGUAGAGGAUUUGGAUGAACUCGGGGACAUUCCUGGCUAUGGUGGUCUUCGCAACAGCGCUCGUCGACGACUUUCCGAGCAUUCUGUCAACCUUGAAAGACAGUUUGCUGCGUUCGGCUCGGUUGAGAAUAGACCUCUAGAAAAUCUCAAGCGAGCUCACUGGCAGACUUCCCUAGGCUUUGGUAGUUUUGGAGAGCUGCCGCAGAGCAGACGCCAUUCGUUUGCUGAUGUCCCAACUAGACAUGGUUCGGUUGGGUCAAUCGGGGAAACUCCGUCGCAGCUGGGGUCACGGACAGGUCUUCAUGAUCGUGAAGACAACUUUGCUAGUGCACUUGAAGGAGCUCUUGCUACACCAACAGCCGAAAACCCUUCAUACUAUUCGUCUCGCGAUUCUCUUCGGGGUGACCUGCCUCUACACCAAGCUUACAACGUGCCUUCAGCGUAUGGCCGUCCACAUUCAGGGCUAUCGCAGCCUCAUCAGAACCAGCGGCUGUAUAUCGUGACAUUCAAAUGCCAUCGUGCGGACGUUUUCUAUAUACAGGAAGACACCGGGCUCCAAGUCAAUCCAGGCAACUUGGUAAUUGUUGAGGCAGACCGUGGUACAGACCUCGGAACUAUUCAACAUGCCAAUGUCACCUGGCAAGAGGCGAGGGAAUUGAAAGAGAAGUUUGCAGAAGAGCAUUACAAAUGCUUGAUGAUGUUUUCUCGUCAAAACCAAAAUGGGGCAUCUUCUGUGGUCGGUUCAAGCUUGGGAGGUCGCAGUGCUGUCGGUGGAAUGAGUCCGACUGGCACCCAUGGAACACACGAGCCUCAGUCGACAGAGAUCAAACCCAAAUUGAUCAAGCGUCUCGCGCAAAAUCAUGAAAUAUUGACUCUUCGUGAUAAAGAAGGAAAUGAAGCGAAAGCCAAACGUGUCUGCCAACAAAAGGUUGUUGAACAUAGGCUCAACAUGGAGAUUCUUGAUGCAGAAUUCCAAAUGGACUGGAAAAAGCUGACCUUUUACUAUUUCGCCGACUCGUAUAUCAAUUUCAAUUCCUUGGUAACGGAUCUUUUCAAGAUUUACAAAACUCGGAUUUGGAUGUCUGCAAUCAACCCAGCUUCCUUUGUUACACCGUCUGCCGGUCUUCAGCCUCCAGGAGUUGGGGCUCUAGGAUAUAGUCAAGAGCCUCCGAUUGAUCGGCGACACCCCCAUGAAAGUCGAAACUACAAUCUCUCGCACCUAUCCCAAGCACCCCCAAAUAUCCGUGAUGCUCUGGAGCGAGGCGACUUUGCUGGUGGGAACGCGAUGCUACGCAAUACUUAUGUCGACCCAUAUCAAGGGCUAGGCUCAGGUGCUCGGCAACAUGACGCAGGUUUUGCGCAGAGCAAUCCAUCGCAUGAUCCCUUUGCGCCGAUCUCACCGAAUGGUUAUGGUUUUCUUGAUCCAACGGGUCCUGACUACCUCAGGGCAGCCUCCAACAACCAACGGAGCGAACAUCCUCAAGCAGACUGGAUUGGGGGUUUCCAGGGCUUGUCACUCAAUUCUUGAUACAAAGUUUGAAAACCUCUGCAAGAGUAUCGACUUCCUCUUUUCUUCCUUUGUACUACUUUCCCUUUUUUUUUUUUUCUCUCUCCUUUCACAUUUGAAGUUAUAAAAUUGUCUAGAUUCUCGGUUUAUAUUUUCAAGGGUAGAUUAAAGAGAUCUACAACCUGUCGCUCCAGAUACCUCAUAGACUACGGUGAAACUUCACUUUUACACUUUCUUCAAUCUUGUAUGAUUCGGCUGCGCUGCGACUGUGGAUGAUGUCGAUUCUUGUUGAUGUCAAUGUCUCAUGUUAUGUUUCAUUCUUAUAUCUCUCACGAGUGGCGUUUACUUCUAAUGUUGAUCUAUUUGUUAGUUGCUAGAGAAAGAGAUUGAUGGGUCACGAGUCACGCCUGGGCAGUGAGUUCGUCUUGGAAGUUACAGCCUUGAUAAGAGUUUCUUAUCUCGGAAAGGAAAAGUUGUUUAAACUCGUUGAUGAUGAAUGAAAUUUCAAUACGGUC
Messenger RNA from Talaromyces stipitatus ATCC 10500, 3071 nucleotides. Its product is annotated as PSP1 domain protein. The transcript has 3 exons. Gene Ontology annotation, cellular component: cytoplasm. Lineage: Eukaryota; Fungi; Ascomycota; Eurotiomycetes; Eurotiales; Trichocomaceae. The record is from RefSeq and is a predicted model, not a curated record. Bases 1 to 2577 code for a protein of 858 amino acids.